AUGGCGGACGACCAAAUCUCAUUGCCAUAUCUACUGGCCAUCCUGGUCGUCUCAGGCUUGAUAAUACGAUAUCUGUUCUUUGGAGGACCGUCGCCACCUCGGCCCACACGAUCCCCUGAAGCUUUCCUCCGGUCAAGAGAGAUUGCAGUUGAGAGAAUACAGCAAAUGUUUCCGCAGGCGGAUCGACGGAGUAUUCUAUGGGAUCUGCAGCGCAACGGAGGAAACAUCCAGAGCACGACAGAGCGAAUACUAGCAGGACGACUGGACACGCCCCCCGUGACUUUCCAACCACCGCCUCCUCCGGGCCAAUCCUCACCGAGCAGCAGCGCAGCGACGGCGUCUCGACAGCCGGAUAAGCCAGCGCAGCCGGAUCUUAUCACCCGGUAUAACCUCAAGGACAAAUUGGAUACUGCGUCGCAGGAGGAGCAGGAUGCCAAGGGCAAGGGAUGGAGCUCGAACAGGGACGAGAGGCAAGCUUCGCUGCAGAGGAGAAGGGAUGAGAUGAUUCUUGCAGCGCGGAGGAAGAUGGAAGCUAAGCUUGCGGCUGAGAAGGCACCUCAGGGGAGUUGA
Messenger RNA from Fusarium proliferatum ET1, 570 nucleotides. RefSeq lists its product as uncharacterized. Bases 1 to 570 code for a protein of 189 amino acids. Gene Ontology annotation, molecular function: ubiquitin binding. NCBI's taxonomy places the organism in Eukaryota, Fungi, Ascomycota, Sordariomycetes, Hypocreales, Nectriaceae. The record is from RefSeq and is a predicted model, not a curated record. The transcript has 2 exons.